AUGGCGGCAUCCAGCAAUGACGCUUCCAAAUCUGCUAUGGCUAACAGCAAUGUCACCACAGAGGUAGCACAGACUCCCAGUAAAGAGCAGGAUGUCAACGGGGAGGUCGAGGCGACCGAGGAGGACGGUGCGAAUGGCCAGCUGCCAGACAACAUCUUCCAAAUCAAGAUCAAGCUGCCCCACGAGCCAUUCGAGAUUCCGAUGACGAUAUCGACGGCCGAGCAGGUACAGGACCUCCGCCAGUCCAUCAUCGAGAUGCCGAACACCUUCCAGUACUCCUGCUUCCACCUCGAGCACAAGGGACAACGCAUCAACGAUUUCGUCGACCUGUCCGAGGUUCCAGAGCUUGGCCCAGAUUCAGUUCUUGAGGUCAAGGAGGAUCCAUACAACGAGAAGGAGGCCCGGUUACAUGUCAUCCGCGUGCGAGAGCUCAUUGGCGCUGCCGGCGACCGCACUGAUGCGCUGCACGGCAUCAUGGCUGGUCUUUCGCUGCACGACACCGUGGGCUUGGACCAGUCAGGGAAGCCCAAGGAGGACGGCCCUGAGCAAUCGCCGCUGGCAGACUACGACUUCAAGUCUUCGGGAGCAAUCAAAAACUUGCUGCCUCCACCACAGGAACCCGCGCCCAAGUGCAUAAAGUCGAUCGCUCUGUCCGCAUGGAAUCCACCGCCGUACCACCUGCGAACCAAGGGCCAUCUCCUGUACCUUGUCGCCAUGACCAACGAGAACGAGCAGCACCAUAUCACCAGCCACGUCACAGGUUUCUACGUUAACAAGUCGUCGAACGCCAGCUUUGAUCCCGCGCCGCGACAGGGUCCAAAAGCCCUGCACGCUCAUUCGCUGCUCACUCUGCUCGAGAAACUUUCGCCUUCUUUCGAAGCGUCGUUCCAGCAAUUGCUUGAGCACAACGCGAAGAAGGAGCUCCUCACCAUCUUCCAGCUCUCGAAUGCGAUCCCAGCCAACCCCUGGUUGGUUCCGCCACCAACAUCCUCCCUCACCACACAUCAGCCAGACCUUGCGCGGACACAGGAGAGCUACCUCAUCUCGGGCGUCGAGAACACUGACACCCUCCGCGAUUGGAAUGAAGAGUUCCAGUCAACGCGAGAGAUGCCCAAGGAGGCUGUUCACGACCGUGUCUUCCGCGAGCGUCUUACCUCGAAGCUUUUCGCCGAUUACAACGAUGCUGCAACUCGCGGUGCGAUGCUCGUAGCUCGUGGAGAAAUCGCACCCCUGAACCCCACUGAGGCCAAGGAUGCGCAGAUCUUCGUCUACAACAACAUCUUCUACUCCUUCGGUGCGGACGGCGUUGGCACUUUCGGCACUGAGGGCGGUGAUGAGGCUGCCCGCGUAGCUGUGGGCAAGGAUGUUAUCGGUGUGCGAGCAGUCAACAACCUCGACAUCCCCAACCUCUUCACUUCAGGAACCGUUGUCGUGGACUUCCUUGGAAAGCGUAUUGUUGGUCAGAGCAUCGUACCUGGUAUUUUCAAGCAGCGGGAUCCCGGAGAGCACCAGAUCGACUAUGGUGCGGUUGAGGGUAAGGAGAUUGUUGCGGACGACAAGUCGUUCGUGCCCCUAUUCGAGCAGCUCUCCAAGGCGCUGCGCGUCAAGAAGCAUCCCGUCUGGGACAAGGACAAUGUGCGCCACGAGCUUGAGGGAAGUGUGGAGACCAAGGGUCUUAUUGGUACCGACGGUCGACGAUACGCACUCGACCUGUACCGCCUCACACCGCUGGACGUCGCCUGGAUCGAAGCCCACUGGAGCGAGCCCAGCAAAGACGAAGACGCAAAGCCAAGCGAGAAGAACUACCCACAUCGCAUGGCAACAUUGCGCCCUGAGCUCGUCGAGUCUUAUGGCAGGUUGAAGCUGCGGGAGUAUGUCAAGAACGAGAUUGACAAGAAAGCCAACAAAGCCCGCGGCGGCCGAAGGAGGCUGCCCAAGGCACAGAAGAAGGCUGAUGCAGGAAAAGAGGUUGAUGGCGAGAAAAAGGCAGAGGCUGAGCCCGAGCAAGACCGUGUUGAUAUCUCUGGCUUCUCGUUUGCGCUGAACCCUGACGUCUUCUCUGGACAGACACCACAAUCAGACGAGGAUAAGGCAGAGUGGGCCAAGGACGAGGCCGAGGUUCGCGCUGCCUGCGACCACCUCCAGACUGAGGUGAUCCCCCGCAUGAUCACUGAGCUCAAGGAUGGCGAGGUCGGAUUCCCAAUGGACGGCCAGUCAUUGAGCUCGCUCCUUCACAAGCGCGGUGUGAACAUCCGCUACCUGGGCAAGAUCGCUGAGUUGUCUGACAAGCCUGACCCACGACUCCAGGCGCUGAAGCGUCUCAUCGUCCAGGAGAUGAUUGCUCGUGGUUUCAAGCACUUUGCCAACUCGAAGUUGCGCAAUGUCUCUGCUCCGUUCUCCGCGGCCUGUGUCGCACACUUGCUGAAUUGCCUCUUGGGCGCUGAUGCAAAUGCCAAGCCCGUCGCUGAGUGCGACGAGGAGAUCAAGCGAAUGAUCUCAACGCCCGAGGACGACUUCAGCUUUGAGAAGCUCACGCCUGAGAGCUUGAAGAAGGAAGUAAUUGCCCAGAUUGCGCUGCGAUACCGCUACGAUUUGGGUGAGUCAUGGGUUGAGUCUGGCAAAGAACUCCAGCUGCUGCGCGAGGUCUCCCUCAAGCUCGGUCUUCAGCUGCAGACCAGGCAGUACGGCUUUACCAAGGAGACGCUCACUAAUGGAGCGGCUGUCCCAACUCCUGCGGCACCACAGACCAAUGGCAGCUCCACUUCAAGCAAGAAGAAGAAGAACAAGACGAUCACACCGCCACGCGCGGACAGCCCAGCCGUCAGCCUGCCAUCGCAGACUUUCCACGCUGAUGACAUCCUCAACAUUGUUCCUGUCAUCAAGGAGGCUUCGCCGAAGAGCUUGCUCGCUGAGGAAGCUCUUGAGGCUGGCCGCAUGUCCGUGGCCCAGGAUCAGAAGGAACUUGGCCAGGAACUCUUGCUCGAGUCUCUACAGCUACACGAGCAGAUCUAUGGCGUCCUGCACCCAGAAGUCGCUCGCGCUUACCACACCUUGUCGAACCUGCUGUUCAACCUUGACGACAAGGCGUCUGCUCUCGAGCUGGCGCACAAGGCUGUCAUCGUUUCUGAGCGUACCCUUGGUGUGGACCACGCUGACACUGUCCUGGCAUACCUGAACCUUGGACUCUUUGAGCACGCCUCGGGUAACACCAAGGCUGCUCUUGUCUACGUUCGCCACGCACUUGAGCUGUGGAAGAUCAUCUACGGUGCAGACCACCCUGAUUCGAUCACCACGCUUAAUAACGCUGCGGUCAUGCUGCAAGCGAUGAAGCAGUACCACGAGUCGCGCAUCUGGUUCGAGGCAUCCCUGGCCAUCUGCGAGGACGUGUCAGGCAAGACUUCAAUCAACACUGCGACUCUGCUCUUCCAGACUGCACAGGCUCUCGCCUUGGACAAGGACAUGCGUGGUGCCGUCAACCGCAUGCGCGAGUCGUACAACAUCUUCAAGGAUGUUCUCGGCGCUGAAGACCGCAACACCAAGGAGGCCGAGAGCUGGCUAGAGCAGCUUACGCAGAGCGCCGUUAGCCAAGCGAAGCAGCUCAACGACCUCGCCAAGGGCCGCAUCCGACGCAUCCAGCUCACUGGUAGGAACCCUCUCCGCCCUGCCGCGGCCACUCCGUCCGUGAGUGACGCCGCAGCUGCAGCUGGGGGCCAGCGCACUGGUACUGGCCGGGUCGACCAGCGCAAGAUCGAGGAUCUCCUCAAGUACAUUGAGGGCGAGUCAUCAAAGACACCUACGAAGAAGCGCACUCAGAACCCGCGCAAGAGGACGCAGAAGCCGUGA
Messenger RNA from Parastagonospora nodorum SN15, 3843 nucleotides. RefSeq lists its product as hypothetical. The record is from RefSeq and is a predicted model, not a curated record. Gene Ontology annotation, cellular component: cytoplasm. NCBI's taxonomy places the organism in Eukaryota, Fungi, Ascomycota, Dothideomycetes, Pleosporales, Phaeosphaeriaceae. Bases 1 to 3843 code for a protein of 1280 amino acids. Gene Ontology annotation, molecular function: protein binding; mRNA binding. Gene Ontology annotation, biological process: intracellular distribution of mitochondria. The transcript has 5 exons.